Brugia malayi is the source of this 276-nucleotide messenger RNA. It is a transcript of the gene Bma-crb-3, whose product is annotated as crumbs homolog 3, putative. The record is from RefSeq and is a predicted model, not a curated record. NCBI's taxonomy places the organism in Eukaryota, Metazoa, Nematoda, Chromadorea, Rhabditida, Onchocercidae. The transcript is spliced from 2 exons. The coding region runs from base 1 to 276 and encodes 91 amino acids.
AUGUCUGAAGUAAAUAGCGCUACAGUAUCCACAACGACUAUUUUAACAAGUACAACUGAAGCAUCUGAUGAUGAUUGGAAUGGUGAUAAAACAGGUACCAUUGUGGUUAUUUUACUGGUUAUACUUAUUAGUCUCAUUAUUGCUGGCUAUAUUGGCUAUCGUAAAUUGAAAGAACGACGUCGCAGUCAUGGCGAAUAUCGGCCACAGUUUGAGGAAUAUCAACAUGCUAAAAAUUUGCCUUAUUUACAGCCUCCCAGUAUCGAAGGACUUAUUUAA